Molecule: messenger RNA, 1534 nt
Organism: Micropterus dolomieu (smallmouth bass)
Lineage: Eukaryota; Metazoa; Chordata; Actinopteri; Centrarchiformes; Centrarchidae
Gene: prrg2
Product: proline rich Gla (G-carboxyglutamic acid) 2
Exons: 7
Coding region: 662-1279 (205 amino acids)
Cellular component (GO): extracellular region
Molecular function (GO): calcium ion binding
Source: RefSeq, a predicted model, not a curated record
UUAUAAACUAUAGGACAAAUUUAACUGUUAGUAAAAACUUGAGAGAAUUGGCUGGGGCCGCUGCUGCAAAUAUUUGAGUGGCUCCUCCUCUAACACGCGUUAUCUCACGCCAAACUUGGUUGUGUGCGUGAUACAGUCAACACCUCAAAUAAAGUGUUUGAACAAACCCAGCUUCAUUAUUCAGUACACCGCUUUCGUUCGUUCGUUUCGCUAAUGAACUGGCAACUGAGUGUACACACACACACACACACACACACGCACACACACACACACACACACACACACACACACAUACACACACACACACACACAACUGGUGGACAGAAGAAGGAAGCAAAGACAGCAGUGUGUACAGUUGGACAGGCAGACAGGCAGGUUGGUGGUGGUUCCUCCCUCCAGCUGUAUGUUGUCCAACAGGUUUGUGACGAGACUUUUCUCUCAGGUAACAAGUACUUAAUGGCCUGGCGGUUUCACCACUGAACUCAGCAUAAACAACGUCAGUUUCAGGUAAUACUGGUGCCUCCGUGUUUCUGAAACUCCAGAAGAAGUGUCGUUCUCUCCUGGACUCGCACGGAGCAGACUGUAGCCAGGUGAGGGGGCCACAGCAUUGGACUGGACAGAAACUCUUCCUUGUCAUUUCCCGUGUAGUGUUCUUGCUUCAAUGGCAGCCUUGUCAGCGGUCUGGAUUGUCGUGCUGUCCCUGCAGAAGCUGGCCCACUGCUCGGUCGCCUACAGAGGAGCUCCAGAAGAUCCGGUGUUGCUGGAUGAACAGUCAGCGACCUCCUUCCUGUCCCGCAAACUGCUCUUCAACAGCUGGGACUUUGAGCUGGUGACGCCUGGCAAUCUGGAGAGGGAGUGCAUAGAAGAGAAGUGUAGCUAUGAGGAGGCCAGAGAGGUGUUCGAGGACGACGCUAAGACGGAAUCAUUUUGGGCCAGUUAUGUCAACAGUCAAGCAAAUACACCCAGAGUGGAUGUGGCAGGACUGGUGGCAGGGAUCCUGGCUGUCGUAGUGUCUGCUAUUUUUGCCAUUGUGCUGGGAAUCUACUGCUACAAAUCCAAGAACAAGACUGGACAGAGGUCAGCACAGUCCAGAGCUCCAGUGAGGAUGGAAGCAGAUGGGCUUCCAGCCCCAGAGAUGGUGCCCCUGGCUGGGAUAACCGUCCCAGGUCUACCCUCCUACAAUGAUGCUCUAAACAGCAGUGGGCAGCACGAUGCCCCGCCACCUCCUUAUUCAGGGAGUGUGCCAUCAGCGCCGGGUAAUCCAGGAGAAAAUGAAUGAGAGGGCUGGCAGAGCCUCGUUAUUAUGGUUGAUGGGCAUCUGUGAUUUGAGUGAACUUUUAAAUGUUGCAUGUUUUUUUGAGAUACUGUAUUUAUGAGUGAAGUUAUGACACAAUCCCAGAACAGGACACUGCUGCCAGUAUGAUCUGCAUAUUGGCUGGCCAGUAGUCUGUCCACUACAGAUUUGAUGUUUUAAAGUGGGUGCAGCUUAGGGUGGAUAGCAUUUUGUCUGUACACUCAACUGUGUUCCUCAAGA